Tetrahymena thermophila SB210 is the source of this 309-nucleotide messenger RNA. RefSeq lists its product as hypothetical. The record is from RefSeq and is a predicted model, not a curated record. The transcript has a single exon. Lineage: Eukaryota; Ciliophora; Oligohymenophorea; Hymenostomatida; Tetrahymenidae.
AUGCUGUUUGGGUCGUUGUAAAAGCUCAAGUCAAAAGCAGAGCAAGUAGCAAACGAAUGGAUGCAUUAAUUAUCCUUUUAGGAAAGGGUAUCUUACAUCUACUAGAAAUCAGCACUAGCAGAAAAUGAUGCUGCAAAAAGACUUCCUUUACCAUUAACUUAAGCAGAUAAGCUAUUUUAGUAAUCAUUAAGUGUGGAAACAUCUUUUGAACUAAAAGUUAUCAAACAGCUCUUUUCAAUGGUUAAUCUGACACCAUCAGGUAUGAAAUACGCUCUAUCAGGGCUGACUGAAUCCCAAAGAUUAUCUUGA